Molecule: messenger RNA, 2133 nt
Organism: Suillus paluster
Lineage: Eukaryota; Fungi; Basidiomycota; Agaricomycetes; Boletales; Suillaceae
Exons: 6
Coding region: 1-2133 (710 amino acids)
Source: RefSeq, a predicted model, not a curated record
AUGACCUCCAUACCCACGCUGCUUCUGCCAGCCGGCUCCACAGAGCCAAGCCCACCCCAGGACACCCAUCAGACACCACAGCCUACCACACCGGACGCUCAGCCAACUUUCCUUGACACUCCCAUCAAGCGAGGCUCCUCCACGAUGUUCACUCACACAACCAACGCACGUUAUCGGAUACAGACCGUCAAUGCUAUGGGCAAGGAGAUGCAAGGUUUCUUCAUUGGCCCAAUGUCACCCGAGGAAUUUCUCCAGGAGUUCCUACCGGUGACCAAUAUGCCAGACAAUACCUUCACUUCUGGCACAUUUGAAAGCACAAUCUCUGCUAGAGAUGAGGUGCAUGCUUAUGAACCAUUUAUUAACACCAUGAAAACUUUUGCACCUGAUUUAUCAUUUGUCAACUGUCACCUCUAUGCAGACACAAAUAAUUGCAAAAAAUUCCCAUUCCAAAUCAAGCCGGACGUUUGCGUAUAUUCUGAUGGAACGUUGGCGGGAUGCAAUAUAUCAACUGCCGAAGUUGUCAUCAAAUUCAAGUGGUCUCGACAUAACGACCCAUUUUGUGAACGUACCGACGGAACUUCCUUUUUGUCUCAGACCGACAAGGGCAUGGAUACCUUGGGACAAAUCACAUCCUACACGGCAGCUCAACUUACCGCUCAAUACCGCACCCACGCAUUCUCUGUCAUAAUUAUAGAAGAUCAAGCACGUAUCAUUAGAUGGGAUAGGGAGGGAGCUGUCGUCACUUCUCCUAUACAUUAUAACACUAAGCCACACUUGGCCGAUUUUUUCUAUCGUUUCGCAAAAGCAUCACCUGAAUUGCGCGGAGUUGAUACGUCUGUAACGCCCGCUAGUGACGAGGAGAGUGACUGUGCUAGGCAAAGGCUCGACCUUGACGCCAACACACGCAUGCUCAAAGUUCAGGUUCCUGCCAAGGACUCUAGCCUCGUUACAUUGAUAUUCCCUGCACCUAUUGCAACCGAUCUUCUGCCUGUUGGCCGUGAAGGAGAAACUUACAAACGAUUGAAGGAAGCCAAAGUUGUCAAUGUCACAACGUGUAUUGCAUGCCAUGAUGUACCCUCCAUUCCUCAAAAACUCCCGCAGAGCUUCAAGUUUGCAGGCAUGAGUUGGGCCUCUCCCCUCGACACACUCACUCCACACUCUCAUUACCGCCUGGUUCUCGAUAUUGUAGGCGAGGCGUUGAUAAACUUUCCGAGCUCUCAUUGGCUUGUCGAAGCGGUUUGGGACGCACUGCUUGCCCACAAGGAUGCAUAUGAAAAAGCAGGCGUGUUACACAGAGACCUCAGUAUUGGCAACAUUGUCAUUUACUUUGGCAAGGGCAUUCUCAUUGAUUGGGACUUAGCAAAGUUGAUCUCCAUGAAGGGUCAUCGACAAGUAACCCGCACGGGGACCUGGCAAUUCAUGUCAGCCUACCUGGUUCAAAACCAAUUUGCCCCAUAUGUCGUCGAGGACGACCUUGAGUCUAGUCUCUAUGUUGAGAUCUUCGAAACCGAGGAGGUGGAGAAAAUCGGUUCAUCCAUGAAACAACAUUUUCUCAUCAGGAGAACUGACCUUGCCAGUAGUCCUGUGUUUGUGGACCGCAAACCGCUCGAUGACCUCAUCAUUGCACUUGCUGAGCUCUUCUCGCAUCGGUACUCUGUGGUCUCCGCUGCGGCUUGGAACGUAUAUGAGCUGUAUCGACAGAAGGACAUAGGGUCACUUAGCCCUGGUACACAGCAGCUCAUAAAACUCAAUCCUGCUUACACGAAGAUGGAGGGUAUGCAGGAUCUGACGUCACACGACCACGUCAUAUCCAUUUACAAUCAUCACCUUGGGUUAGAUGGCUGGCCGUCUGAUGACAAGGCCGUUCCGCAAGUUCUUCUGAAUGGUAAGAAUCUACCACGGCAGAUCUACACAAAGUCGGAAAUACCGACGUCCUCGCGAGUAGUAGUCACCCCGAUGGGCAAGAGACGUAGGCUCAAUCCAAAUGCCGUUGAUAAUCUUGAUGAGACCACAGAUACUGUUCCACUCGAAGAGGAUUCUCUGCUUGGCUUGGCUCAUCCGAACGCUGUUACAGCCAUUGAAGGCCAGCUCAGCUCAAUGACUGACCUCGAUCAUUUGACGUCGCUUCACUGA